Messenger RNA from Bacidia gigantensis, 786 nucleotides. RefSeq lists its product as uncharacterized. Gene Ontology annotation, molecular function: acyltransferase activity, transferring groups other than amino-acyl groups. The record is from RefSeq and is a predicted model, not a curated record. The transcript is spliced from 2 exons. The coding region runs from base 1 to 786 and encodes 261 amino acids. NCBI's taxonomy places the organism in Eukaryota, Fungi, Ascomycota, Lecanoromycetes, Lecanorales, Ramalinaceae.
AUGGCGUCCGCAACGGUGGGCCUGCUGCAGUCCAAUAGUCAUACUAAAUGGAAGCCUACUCCAGAAAAGAAUGAAGUCUACCGCAAGAUCAUGCAGGAUAGCACCUGGGCCGAUGGGCUCCGUGGCAUCGCUGCCGUCUACGUGAUGUUCUCUCAUAUGACCCUCGCCUUUGCCCGCUAUAUCGUCGCCCCCUGCAUAUCGGAGAAUGGCCCAUCGCACCUCAUGCAAAAACCUAUAUUCCGACUCGUCGCUCAGGGCCCUGCCUGGGUCGCCUCAUUUAUCAUCCUCUCUGGUUUCGUCAACUCCCUUCGUCCUAUCAAAUUAGCCAAAGCAGGACAGGUGGAAUCAGCUUUGUCCAAUCUCUCAACCAGCGCCUUCCGCCGGAGCUUCAGACUGUUCCUUCCGGCUCUCGCUGCCACGGUGGGAAGCUGGGUUAUGUGCCAGAUGGGAGCAUACGAGACCGCUAGGAAUAGUGAUGCAUAUUGGCUUUCCAUCACAAGUCCGAAAAGAAGUCAGAGCUGGGGUACAGCUAUUGAUGAUUUGAUAAGAGCUGUGGUAAACACAUGGACCUUUGAUCCGAACAAUAGCUACGAUCAGCCACAAUGGGCACUACUGUAUUUGCUCUUGGGUAGCAUGAUUUGCUUUACCUGUCUGUUGACUGUUGUCAAUUUGACAUCAAGAUACCGCGUCCUCGUCGUCCUGGCCUGUUGGCGUUGGGGUUUCAAUUGGGAUGUCAAAAUUGGCGCUCGUACGUCUUGUCAUCUCAUACAGCAGCAUCCAUGCUAA